CAAUGGCAACUCAUUCAAUCCAUUUCAUUGUGCUUAUCCCUUUUAUUGUUGUUAGUGUGUUGAUGUUUCAUAACCAGAUGGUUUUAGGCCAAUGCCAAGGUGACCUUCAAGGUUUGAUACAACAAUGCUCGCAAUAUGUUCAAAAAUCUGGGCCACAAAUUGCACCAUCUCAAUCAUGUUGCAGAGUUUUAAAGACUGUUGAUCUUCCUUGUGUCUGCCAUUAUAUCACUCAAGAUGUGGAACAAAUUGUUAGCAUAGCAAAAGCUAUUUAUGUUUCUAGCUUUUGCGGAAAACCACUGCCUCAUGGAACCAAAUGCGGAAGUUAUACAGUUCCAUAAAGUUCAAUAAAGAAAACAAGUAUAAUAAAGUUAUAUGGAUGGCUUGUUCGAUCAUCGUUCUUUUGUAUGUCUAUGACUAUGGAAAAAAAUUUAUAAUAUGUACUAAUGAUGAAAGUUUGUUAUUUUCUGUUCAGCAAUUACAUGUGUUAUUACA
Molecule: messenger RNA, 492 nt
Organism: Coffea arabica (coffee)
Lineage: Eukaryota; Viridiplantae; Streptophyta; Magnoliopsida; Gentianales; Rubiaceae
Source: RefSeq, a predicted model, not a curated record